UUGUGUUUGGGAGACCGUUCGCCGUCGAGUCAUCUGUGAAAAUCGAAAAAAUGUGUUUUUGAUGUGUAACUGCGCGAAUUAUUAAUUGACAUCGAUCGAAGAGGGCGGACAACAGUUUUCAUGUUCAGUGUGGUACACGAGAGCCUUCGCACUGGCUGUGGUCCCACUUUAAAAAUGUGUCUGGGAUGGAGACGUAGAAGUUGGGCCAAACAAAAAGUUUAAUUUAUUUUAUAUACAGACACAGACACACAUAUAUAUAAUAUAAAGGAUCAUGCAGUCGGGCGUACUGUGUUUAUUAUAUAUGCAGUGUUUUUUGGACGCUGUGAUUUUGUUUUUGCUUCUCCAACAUGGCACAUUCCUGCCCUCAGAGGGGGAUGGGAACGCUAGAGUUUUGUGUGUGAGAGAGAGAGAGAGAGAGAGAGAGAGAGAGGAGGGAGUGUGAGUGAGUGAGUGAGUGACUCUGCUCUCCCCGCAUUCCGGGGAGAGGGGCGAUAGAGGCGGCGGGCGGCUCUCCGCGCCUCGGGGACAAAGAGCCGGAGCUCGGAGCUUUCUGCGCACCGCUACAAAGUGUCUUCUUCUGCACGCGAAGCCGCCCGGUCCGGCAUUUUGGGCAGAACUCGGCCGGAGAACGAGCUGGAAAUCCGCGGAUCGAGUUACAGCCUCUCGCAGCUCUCAUCUCAACUUUUCUUUUUUUUUUUUUCCCCUCCCCAAAGUGGGGGAUGGGGAGUGCCUGGAUCAGCCUCCUUGUUUAGACCCGUCCGAGGAGGACAUCGCGAGCGCUCUCUCUCCUCCCUUCCAUUUCUCCAAAGAAGAACAGAAUGGGCUCAUAAAGUAACCGCAAAGAGGAGGAAGAGGAGGAGGAGGGGGGGGGGGGGGGGAGAGAGAGAGUAAAAUAGGGUCCGAAGGAUAACGGAGCCCCCCCGGCCCGGGAAGUUCGUUCGGGGCUCGCGCGCCGGAGCCGCGAGUCAAACUCGCUUCUCGCGAAAAUAUGUGCAGUUCGAGUUCGGCGCCGACGGAAGGGCCGCGCGCACAACAAAGUUGUCGGUUUGCUCGGCGCACAGAGUCUCGGUUCGAGGAGCUGCGUCGCGAGUGUGAGCUGCUGUGAGCAUCGCGGACGCCCGGCGGAGCGGAGCCUCCAACAUCAUGAUCAUCAUGUCCUCGCGGAGCGGCUCCUUUGUCGCAGGGCUGUGGGCCGCCUCCCUCCUCGCGGCGCUCGCCGCCUCCGCGCGCGGCAACGUCAACGACUCGCUGCUCGGCGACCCGUGCGAGAGGCGCGCGACGUGCGAGGCGCUCAAGUACAGCACGUGCCUCGGCUCCCCUCUGCCGUACACGCACACGUCGCUGGAGCUGGCCAUGGACUCCCGAUCGCAGGAGGAGGUGCACGAGAAGCUGACCAUGUGGUCCGGCCUGCGUAACGCCCCCCGGUGCUGGGCUGUGGUGCAGCCCCUCCUCUGUGCCGUCUACAUGCCCAAGUGCGACGGCGGAAAGGUGGAGCUGCCGAGUCAGAGCCUGUGCCAGGCCACCCGCGGUCCCUGCGCCAUCGUAGACCAGGAGCGUGGUUGGCCCGACUUUCUCAAGUGCGACAAGUUCCCCGUGGGUUGCCAGAACGAGGUGCAGAAGAUCAAGUUCAACACAUCGGGCAACUGUGAAGCCCCACUGGUGAAGACAGACAACCAGAAGAGCUGGUACAAGAACGUGGAGGGCUGCGGCAUCCAGUGCAACAACCCGCUGUUCACCGAGGAGGAGCACUCGGACAUGCACGUCUACAUCGCCGCCUUCGGCUCCAUAACGCUCCUCUGCACCUUCUUCACGCUGGCGACCUUCGUGGCAGACUGGAAGAACUCCAACCGCUACCCUGCCGUGAUCCUCUUCUACGUCAACGCCUGCUUCUUCGUGGGCAGCAUCGGAUGGCUCGCCCAGUUCAUGGACGGGGCCCGGACGGAGAUCGUCUGCAAGAGCGACCAUACCAUGCGACUGGGAGAGCCCUCGUCCACAGAGACUCUAUCCUGCGUGAUCAUCUUCGUCAUCGUCUACUACUCCCUGAUGUCCGGCGUCAUCUGGUUUGUCAUGCUCACCUACGCCUGGCACACCUCCUUCAAGGCGCUUGGCACGACUCACCAGCCCUUGUCCGGGAAGAUUUCCUACUUCCACCUGGUCACCUGGUCCAUCCCCUUCGUUCUCACCGUGGCCAUCCUGGCAAUAGCGGAGGUUGAUGGAGAUUCGGUCAGUGGGAUCUGCUUUGUCGGCUACAAAAACUACUACUACCGGGCCGGAUUUGUCCUGGCUCCCAUAGGCCUCGUUCUCAUCAUUGGUGGCUAUUUCCUCAUACGAGGGGUAAUGACGUUGUUCUCAAUUAAGAGCAAACAUCCAGGGCUCCUGAGCGAAAAGGCAGCAAGCAAAAUCAACGAGACCAUGCUUAGGCUGGGCAUUUUUGGAUUUCUCGCCUUCGGCUUUGUGUUCAUCACAUUUGGCUGCCACUUCUAUGACUUUUUCAACCAAGAAGAGUGGGAGAGGAGCUUCAGAGAAUACGUUCUGUGUGAGGCCAAUGUGACCAUCGCUCACCAGACCAACAAGCCGAUCCCCGAGUGCACCAUCAAGAACAGGCCCAGCCUGCUGGUAGAAAAGAUCAACCUCUUUGCCAUGUUUGGCACGGGCAUCGUCAUGAGCACCUGGGUGUGGACCAAGGCCACCGUGCUCAUCUGGAAGCGAACCUGGUGCAGGAUCAUCGGACGCAGCGACGACGAGCCGAAGCGGAUAAAGAAAAGCAAGAUGAUCGCCAAGGCCUUCGCCAAACGCAAGGAGCUGCAGAAAGACCCGGAGAGAGAGCUGUCCUUCAGCAUGCACACCGUCUCCCACGACGGCCCUGUGGCUGGCAUUAACUUUGACCUGAACGACCCGUCCGGGGACAUGUCCUCUGCGUGGGCCCAGCACGUGACCAAGAUGGUGGCCAGACGAGGUGCCAUCCUGCCGCAGGACAUUUCCGUAACCCCCACCGGGACACCAGUCCCUCCUGACGACGACGGCAACAAGAACCACUUUUACAUGGUGGAGGUGGAGAUCUCCCCAGAAAUGCUGAAGAAGAAGAAGAAAAAGAAGAAGAAGAGGAAGAAGAAGAAGGAUUCACGUGUUCAGGGGCCCGCAGAGGUGAUGUUUGACCGGACCCUCCGCUCAGAGUGCGGUCCCAGCACGGUCCCCCGUCUCCCCAAGCUGCCGGGGACCAGGAGCCUGGUGGCCAACGCCCAGGAGCAGGAGCGGCACGAUGUUCUCCCGGGCUCUUUCCCAGAGAUCGGGCCCUCCUGUCCCCUGCCCUACCAGGAGAGAUAUGGAAGGCUGACCCUCUGUACGCUCCACGGAGCAGCGAACGCUCUGGACGGCGAGGACAGAGGCCCGUCGAGCGGCGUCCGCUUCUUUCCCUUACCCCAGCCGCAGAGAGGCCUGUUCUACUACUCCGGGGAUGUGGAACCCUCGGCUGGGGAGCCUGCGAGCGGCACCUACCUGCCCAGGACUCAGGGCAGAAGAGCCGAGCUUGUCCCCAUCCACUCUCGAACCAACCUCAUGGACGCAGAGCUAAUGGACGCCGAUUCCGACUUCUGACUCCGAAAACGACCGUUAUUUGCGUCCCCUGUGAGCAAGAAGCACUGGUUGCUUUUAAGACUUACACCCCUUGCUUUGUAGCGGCUUUUAGGAGAGGAAAGCAUAGCGGUGCCAGGGUAAAUUCGGUGGAGAGGCUCAAGUGCUGCAGGCCACCGUUGCGGGCAGCCUCCGGUAUUCUCGCAGCGAACACGGCGCCGUCCGCAGCGCCGCCCGCUUCCGCGACAUCCGCCGCGGUACCGCACCGCGCGCCGGGACGCGUACGCUCGGCAUUUCCCGAACGCAGCUUGGACUUCGCAGCCGCGCCUGCGUACGGAUGAACGGCGCCACACGCGACGUGGCGAUCGGACCAAUUUCGGCUAAUGCCCGCUCUCCUCGACUUUCAGCAUCGGCACACGAUGGCAAAUUUACCUUUCGCGCUUCGCUCUUUACGCGCCGGCGUGGUGCAAGCGGCACGUUUAAGAGCGGAAGUGGUAAAGGGGCAGGCGUUAUCUUCUUUUGAGCUAUUCGGAAAUAAAUGAAGGGUUGGACAACUCGGAAGCAACACAGCAGCUUUAGGUCUCUUUAAAAAUCAGUGCGCGUGUAACGGCUCAAGAUUUCCACCCAGUUGUAAGUAAAUAGCGAUUUUAUUUUUUUUACAGUAGAUUUUAGCGUUUCUCUUUUAGCCGUUGUAUAUACCUGUAGAAUAUCUCAGCAAAAUGCGACCGAGCGUCUCCGAGCAGGUUAGCGGGGCAUUCGCCGCGCGUCGGAGUGGAGCGGUGGUGAGCGGCGUGAACGGCGAUGCCAUUUAGCCCGUCAGACAGUUUUUUUUUUCCGGUCGUCACGUUUUGUAUUUUGUAGUUCAUAAAAGGGAGAUCUUGCGGUAUUGACCCGACAAGUAUCUAUAAAGUAGUCUGCAUCCAGGCUGGACUGGUGUGGAAUAUUAAUUAGCAUUAAAAGUAAUUUAUGUCCCCGUAUAGCAGAAUGGCUGAGCACUGACUGUGCUGACCAGAUAAGAGCUGCUAAUGGGCUUUAUGUCCUAAGUGCCAUUAACCGUUCUGCUUUGUGCAGAAGACUCACAGUUGUAUAGCAGUACUGCCCCAAAUGUCUCAUGUUAAUGAAAUCAAAUUAAAGGUUUUUAAUUUUACCUUCUAAAUCAUCGUCCAAGUUCACCAGGCCGGAGACUUUUGGCCGACGCUGUAUAUUGUGUGAGGGCUCAGGCCUGAUGAGACCCUUGGGUAUAAUAAGGUAUUUUUACAAGAAACUGCAGGAAAAUAUGGCAGCUCUGACUAAAGGAAUUUUUCGUAUGUCAUAUUUGUAAUUCUGUGAAACGCGGCUCCCUUUAUAUGUUUAAAAAAUAUGAGAUUCGUGUCUUGCUGUAACUGAAGAUUUCUGGACAAUGCAGAAUUCAUCCAAGUACUUAGCCCUCCACGUGUUGCCCGGAAUCCUCUCGAUGUCUUUGUUUUGAGAGGGGAGAAAAUGUACACAGUAUUCAACAUAAUAAUUCUAGCAGUUGUAUUUUUGUAUG
Scleropages formosus (Asian bonytongue) is the source of this 5098-nucleotide messenger RNA. It is a transcript of the gene smo, whose product is annotated as smoothened, frizzled class receptor. The record is from RefSeq and is a predicted model, not a curated record. NCBI's taxonomy places the organism in Eukaryota, Metazoa, Chordata, Actinopteri, Osteoglossiformes, Osteoglossidae. Gene Ontology annotation, molecular function: patched binding; transmembrane signaling receptor activity. Gene Ontology annotation, biological process: commissural neuron axon guidance; smoothened signaling pathway; central nervous system development. Gene Ontology annotation, cellular component: cilium; dendrite; plasma membrane. The transcript is spliced from 12 exons. Bases 1144 to 3594 code for a protein of 816 amino acids.